This is a messenger RNA of Sciurus carolinensis (gray squirrel), 2250 nucleotides long. RefSeq names its product cholinergic receptor nicotinic beta 4 subunit (gene Chrnb4). The record is from RefSeq and is a predicted model, not a curated record. Gene Ontology annotation, cellular component: neuron projection; postsynaptic membrane; synapse. Gene Ontology annotation, molecular function: acetylcholine-gated monoatomic cation-selective channel activity; transmembrane signaling receptor activity. Bases 40 to 1530 code for a protein of 496 amino acids. NCBI's taxonomy places the organism in Eukaryota, Metazoa, Chordata, Mammalia, Rodentia, Sciuridae. The transcript has 6 exons. Gene Ontology annotation, biological process: chemical synaptic transmission; signal transduction; regulation of membrane potential.
CUGAGCUCUCGGCGGCUGCCAACCCGGCCCCCGCCCGCCAUGAGGAGCGCGCACCAGCUUGUCCUGUUCUCCCUGUUCGUCCUUUGCGGGCGCGGGGACUGUCGCAUGGCCAAUGCUGAGGAGAGGCUGAUGGAUGACCUUCUGAACAAAACCCGCUACAACAACCUGAUCCGCCCAGCCACCAGCUCCUCACAGCUCAUCUCCAUCCAGCUGGAGCUCUCCCUGGCCCAGCUCAUCAGCGUGAAUGAGCGGGAACAGAUCAUGACCACCAACGUCUGGCUGAAACAGGAGUGGACUGACUACCGCCUGUCCUGGAACAGCUCCCGCUAUGAGGGCGUGAACAUCCUGAGGAUUCCCGCAAAGCGCAUCUGGUUACCUGACAUUGUGCUGUAUAACAACGCCGAUGGGACCUAUGAGGUGUCUGUCUACACCAACGUGGUGGUCCGCUCCAAUGGCAGCAUCCAGUGGCUGCCCCCUGCCAUCUACAAGAGCGCCUGCAAGAUCGAAGUGAAGCACUUUCCCUUCGACCAGCAGAACUGCACCCUCAAGUUUCGCUCCUGGACCUAUGACCACACGGAGAUCGACAUGGUCCUUAUGUCACCCACGGCCAGUAUAGAUGACUUUACUCCCAGUGGUGAGUGGGACAUAGUGGCCCUCCCAGGGCGAAGGACGGUGAACCCACAGGACCCCAGCUAUGUGGAUGUGACCUACGACUUCAUCAUCAAGCGCAAGCCGCUUUUCUACACUAUCAAUCUCAUCAUCCCCUGCGUGCUCAUCACGUCGCUGGCCAUCCUGGUCUUCUAUCUGCCAUCCGACUGCGGGGAGAAGAUGACACUGUGUAUCUCCGUGCUCCUGGCACUCACGUUCUUCCUGCUGCUCAUCUCCAAGAUCGUGCCACCCACCUCCCUUGAUGUGCCACUCAUCGGCAAGUACCUCAUGUUCACCAUGGUGCUGGUCACCUUCUCCAUUGUCACUACCGUGUGUGUGCUCAAUGUGCACCACCGCUCACCCAGCACCCACACCAUGGCGCCCUGGGUCAAGCGCUGCUUCCUGCACAGGCUGCCCACCUUCCUCUUCAUGAAGCGCCUUGGCCUCGACAACAGCCCGGCCAGGGCCCCCCCACCCAGCCAGUUGUACCUGACUAAGACUGAGGCGGCCACCACCUCUGCCAUGGGCCCUGCCAGUCCCUCCAACCUCUAUGGGAACUCCAUGUACUUUAUGAACCCUACCCCUGCAGCUCCCAAAUCUCCAGCUGGCUCCCACUCAGCAGGCAUCCCCAGAGAUUUCCGGCAGAGGUCCUCUGGAAGGUUCCGGCAGGAUGUGCAGGAGGCUUUGGAGGGUGUCAGCUUCAUUGCCCAGCACAUGAAGAGUGAUGAUGAAGACCAGAGUGUCAUUGAGGACUGGAAAUACGUAGCCAUGGUGGUCGACCGGCUGUUCCUGUGGGUAUUCGUGUUCGUUUGUGUCCUGGGCACUGUGGGACUCUUCCUCCCUCCCCUCUUCCAGACCCACACACCUUCUGAGGUACCCUAGACUGCCCAGCACGUCCAAGAACCCCCUGGGCUGUGGGGUGAGAUGAGGUGAGCAGCCAGGUGGGCAGUUCACUGCUUCCUUCUGGGUCACAGCUGAUGAGGCCCUAAAUAAAAAUCUGACCAUCAGCUAUGAAUCCAUCAAACCAGCCACAGCCACCAGAGGGCAAGGAUGGGGUCCUGUCCUUUCUAAACACCUCUGAGGAAGCCCUGGCAAGAGGGGGCUUCAGUUUAAUUCCCGCCUGUCUUCCUUCCAUGCACCUGGCACUGGUGUAAGACAAGCAUACUAAUAGCACCUACAGUGUGCCAGGCUUCUUGCCCACAUCCCAGCCUACCUCUCCACCCCAAUCUGUCUCCAUCUUCUCUUGUCCUCUAGGCUUACUAGCCUUCUUUCAGUCCCCCACAUAUGUCUAGAUCCUUCCCACCUCAGAGCCUUUGCAUCUACUAUACCUCCUUCCCUAAUCUUCUCCCCACCCCUGUGCUUCCUGAGCUCUUCCCAAAACUUCAUCAAUCAGGAUUCUGCUACCAUGGUCUUCUGCUCCAAUGUCACCUAAAGGCUGUUCCCAUUCCAGAACAGCCUCCCCAGGAACCAUGUUAUCCCACCACCAUUCUCGAGCCCCCUUCAGUACAUGCAGUUAUUUGGCAGCACGUUUAUGGUUCGCACCUCACCAACUGGUGUGGGCUUCAUGAGAGCAGAGGUCUGCUCCUUCAGGUUUGCUCCAGG